This is a messenger RNA of Acomys russatus (golden spiny mouse), 3763 nucleotides long. RefSeq names its product F-box protein 10 (gene Fbxo10). Gene Ontology annotation, molecular function: protein binding. Gene Ontology annotation, biological process: protein ubiquitination; regulation of apoptotic process; ubiquitin-dependent protein catabolic process. The record is from RefSeq and is a predicted model, not a curated record. The transcript is spliced from 11 exons. NCBI's taxonomy places the organism in Eukaryota, Metazoa, Chordata, Mammalia, Rodentia, Muridae. The coding region runs from base 73 to 3162 and encodes 1029 amino acids.
GCUACUCCUUCAAGAGGCCACGCUCGCCCUCGGAGGAGCCCCGCUCGCUCCGCCUUCCCUAGUCUCACGGCCAUGCGCUGGCAGGCCAGCCCCAUCCCGCCUCACGUGACAGCGAUCGGGGGCGGGGUUCGCGUUGAAGUCCCCCUGGCAGCUCGCCGCAGUCCUUGGGCAGCCCUGCGGCUUCCAGGGCGUCGCGGCCGCGGCCCCGCAGCGCCGCUCCCUGAGGUGAUCAUGGAAACAGGUGGCCUCCCCCUGGAGCUGUGGCGUAUGAUCUUAGCCUACCUGCACCUGCCUGACCUGGGCCGCUGCAGCCUGGUCUGCAGGGCCUGGUACGAGCUGAUCCUCAGCCUUGACAGUACCCGCUGGCGGCAGCUGUGUCUGGGCUGCACCGAGUGCCGCCACCCGAACUGGCCCAACCAGCCGGAUGUGGAGCCGGAGUCCUGGAGGGAGGCCUUCAAGCAGCACUACCUGGCUUCCAAGACCUGGACCAAGAACGCGCUGGACUUGGAGUCCUCCCUUUGUUUCUCUCUGUUCCGCAGGAAGAGGGAGCGGCGCACCUUGAGCGUUGGGCCAGGCCGUGAGUUUGACAGCUUGGGCAGCGCCUUAGCCAUGGCCAGCCUCUAUGAUCGAAUUGUGCUGUUCCCAGGGGUGUACGAGGAGCAAGGGGAAAUCAUCCUGAAGGUGCCAGUGGAAAUUGUGGGCCAAGGGAAGUUGGGUGAGGUGGCCCUGCUUGCCAGCAUUGACCAGCACUGCUCAACUACACGCGUGUGCAAUCUCGUCCUCAUGCCAGCCUGGUUCUCACCGAUCAUGUAUAAGACCACGUCAGGUCACAUCCAGUUUGACAACUGCAACUUUGAGAAUGGGCACAUCCAAGUUCAUGGCCCAGGGACCUGCCAAGUGAAAUUUUGUACCUUCAAAAACACGCAUGUAUUUUUGCACAAUGUGCCCUUAUGUAUGUUGGAAAACUGUGAAUUUGUGGGCAGCGAAAACAACUCUGUAACUGUCGAGGGCCACCCGUCAGCAGAUAAGAACUGGGCCUACAAGUACCUGCUGGGACUUAUCAAGUCAUCUCCUAUCUUGCUCCCUGCCGAGGACAAUGAGUUUUUAAUGUCCUUGGACUUAGAGAGCCGGGACCAGGCCUGGAGUCAGAGGACCUGUGACAUUGUCAUCGAGGGCAGCCAGAGCCCUACAAGCCCAGUCUCGAGCUCUCCAAAGCCAGGCUCCAAGACCGGCUCCCAGGAGGUGGAGGUGGGCAGCGAUGGGGAGAGAGUGGCCCAGACUCCCGACAGCAGCGAUGGUGGCCUGAGCCCCAGCGGCGAGGAUGAGGAGGACGAGCAGCUCACUUACAGACUGUCCUACCAGGUUCGGGGCCCACGCCCUGUCCUGGGUGGCUCCUUCCUGGGCCCUCCACUGCCAGGAGCGUCCAUCCAGCUGCCCAGCUGUCUAGUGCUGAACUCGCUGCAUCAGGAGCUACAGAAAGACAAGGAAGCCAUGGCGCUAGCCAGCUCCGUGCAGGGCUGCCUUAUCCGCAAGUGCCUCUUCCGAGACGGGAAGGGUGGCGUCUUCGUCUGCUCUUAUGGCCGAGCCAAGAUGGAAGGAAACAUCUUCCGGAACCUAACUUACGCGGUGCGGUGUAUACACAAUAGCAAGAUCGUCAUGCUCAGGAAUGACAUCUACCGCUGCCGGGCGUCAGGCAUCUUUCUCCGACUGGAGGGUGGAGGCUUGAUUGCCGGCAACAACAUUUACCACAAUGCAGAGGCUGGCGUGGACAUUCGGAAGAAGUCUAAUCCACUUAUCCUGUGCAACCAGAUCCACCAUGGUCUUCGAUCUGGCAUUGUUGUCCUUGGCAACGGGAAAGGCAUCAUCAGGAACAACCAAAUCUUUUCGAAUAAGGAAGCCGGCAUUUAUAUCCUGUACCACGGAAACCCUGUCGUGAGCGGAAACCACAUCUUCAAGGGGCGCGCAGCUGGCAUAGCAGUGAAUGAGAACGGCAAAGGCCUCAUCACAGUGAUCAUGGCCUGCGCUGGAGGUAUCUCUUGGGUACUGACCUUUCCAUAUUUCCCCAUAGAAAAUGUCAUCCGUGAGAACCAAUGGGGUGGCGUAGACAUCCGCCGUGGAGGCGUGCCGGUCCUCAGGAGCAACCUCAUCUGCUUUGGUUACUCAGACGGUGUGGUCGUGGGUGACGAAGGCAGAGGACUGAUAGAGGGAAACACCAUCUAUGCUAACAAAGGCUGUGGCGUGUGGAUGAUGUCCUCUAGCCUGCCCCAUGUCACCAGCAAUCAUGUGAGCUAUAAUGGCCUGUAUGGAGUGGCAGUGUUCAGCCAGAAAGAUGGCUCUGGUGAGUUCCCUGGAGGCCACGGGGCCCAGGAGAACUUCAGUGAGGAUGGGGAUGCCAUCCUCUGGGAGACAGAGCUGGAGAAGGAAGAUGACCCGCUGCGCCGGCCUGUCACCAUAGCGCUUGUGGAGUCCAACAGUAUUAACCACAAUGGAGCAUCAGGACUCUUUGUCCAGAGCAGUGAGGCACUGCAGGUCAUCACCAACGUGAUCCAUGCCAAUGGGGACAGAGGCAUCACCAUUGUUCAGAGCGGCCAGCUCACACGAGUGGCCAACAACAGCAUCUCCUGCAACCGCCAGAGUGGGGUCAAGGUGGAAGCCCAGUGCAAGGUGGAACUCCGGGGCAACGGUAUCUAUGACAAUAGAGGCCACGGCAUCAUUACCAGGGGCGACAGUACUGCUGUCGUGGAAAAUGACAUCAUCGGCAACCGCGGCAGUGGACUGCAGUUGUUGCCCAGGUCUGACACUAAGGUACUAAAGAACAGGAUCCACUCCUUCCGGGCCUAUGGCAUUGCAGUGCGGGGCCGCGUGAAGGCCCUGGUACAGGAGAACAUCAUCUUCCAGGGCAAGGCCAACAAGACCAUCUUCCAGCAGAUCGCAAACAACCGAGAGUGCAUCAUGCAGAACAACAAGUUCCUGGUCUUCAAGAAGAAGUCUGACACCUGGCGCCUGGUGAACCCACCAGCACGGCCCCACCUUGAAAACUCAUUCAGGGGCUCCUCUGCAGCCCACAGUGGGCACAAGAUGGCAGCCAUGGCGACCAGGAUCACAGCCCGUGUGGAAGGUGGUUACCACAGCAACCGCAGCAUCUUCUGUACCAUCUUGUAAGCAAGAAGGCCUGCCUCAGGUCUCAGGCCCAGGCCCCAGCAGGUACUCAGAAGAGCUAAGGCUAAGACUCUUGGGAUGGAAGUUAUGCCUGGGAAGACUCCUAGACCCCAUCCUGUCUUAUACAACACUCACUCCUGAAAAGUGGGCCUAGGCCUCCUGGGGGCUAAGAACAGCCCUUGGUAGGAAGGACCUUGGAAACAUUUCCCCAGGAAAAAAAGGAAUAGCAGUUGGGGUGUUUCCAGUGCCCCCAUUACUUAGAGGUUAUGAAGAGGUACGGAAGCUCAAACCAUACAUGUGGUUUUAGGUCAGUUAUUCCAAGCUACAGAGAACCUCACUUUACACAGACCAAACCUAGACUCUUCUCAGGGAAGAGAGCAAGGAAUAACUGUGGUGAGGUGGAGACAAUUGUCCCUUUCCCACCCCUCUUGUCCCUCUUGGGACUGUACCACCCUCCCAGCUGCCUCUGGGGGCUGCAGCGUUUUAUUCAAGACAGCUCUCUUAGAUUUGCACAUGGCCUUGUGAGCAAGGAGGGGACUUGGAACAAGGAGUUCCUCCUGAAAAGCUGCCCCAGGAAUGACAUGGGGACAUGCUAUAAAUAAGG